AUGGCAGAAAAAACUGAAGAUGAUUGGAAAAUUAUUGCCAAACAGUUUUUAUACAGAACUGACUUUCCAAAUUGCAUUGGUGCUGUGGACAGGAAACAUGUGAGACUGAAGAAGCCUGCUGACAGUGGCUCAGAGCUUUAUAAUUACAAGAAUUAUUUUUCGACAAUUCUUUUGGCCGUAGUGGACACUGACUAUUGUUUCACGGUGAUAGACGUGGGCUCAUACGGAGCCAAUGGGGAUUCUAAUGUGUUCAAGAAAUCCAACUUCUAUCAAAAACUGAAAUCUAAUCAGUUAAACAUUCCAGAUCCUCAAAAAUUACCACACGACGAGGAAGGAGAGCCUCAACCUUUUAAUUUUGUAGGAGAUGAAGCAUUUGCACUGUCUAGACAUAUUCUGCGGCCGUACUCGAAGAAAAACCUGAUAAUGAAACAGCGUGUUUUCAAUUAUAGACAUUGUUGUGCUCAUAGAAUGGCGGAAUGA
Messenger RNA from Schistocerca serialis cubense, 480 nucleotides. RefSeq lists its product as uncharacterized. The record is from RefSeq and is a predicted model, not a curated record. The coding region runs from base 1 to 480 and encodes 159 amino acids. Lineage: Eukaryota; Metazoa; Arthropoda; Insecta; Orthoptera; Acrididae. The transcript has a single exon.